Molecule: messenger RNA, 990 nt
Organism: Patella vulgata (common limpet)
Lineage: Eukaryota; Metazoa; Mollusca; Gastropoda; Patellidae
Product: eukaryotic translation initiation factor 1-like
Exons: 4
Coding region: 162-512 (116 amino acids)
Biological process (GO): translational initiation
Cellular component (GO): eukaryotic 43S preinitiation complex
Molecular function (GO): translation initiation factor activity; RNA binding; ribosomal small subunit binding
Source: RefSeq, a predicted model, not a curated record
UCCAACAACAAUCUGCCCUGACGUCAUCAGAGGCCAUUGAUUCGUCGAAUUCCUUUGUAUUUCAGCAACUGACUUCUAAUCCAUCUCAAUCUUUAGCGAUCAAACUUCAUAUAAAAGCUGGAAUAAGCAUCUUUGUUAAGAAGAAACCUUUAUUAGCUUGUAUGACUACCGAUAGUAUCCAGAACUUAAAAGGGGGAUACGAUCCUUUUGCUGAUACCGGAGAAGAUGAGGUUGGUAAUAAUAAAGUGCAAGAAGGAUUAAUCCACAUACGAAUUCAACAAAGAAACGGUAGAAAAACACUUACCACAGUCCAGGGCAUUAAUCCAAAAUACGACCUCAAAAGGAUUGUAAAAGCUUGUAAACGUGAAUUUGCUUGCAAUGGAACAGUAGUUGAUCACGCAGAAUACGGCGAGUGUAUCCAGCUACAAGGAGAUCAAAGAGAUCAAAUUAAGAAGUUUAUUGCCGAUGUUGGCCUAGCCCGACCAGAAUUGAUCAAGGUCCAUGGUUUCUAAAGUCUAAUAAAUCUUGACUUAAUAAUUCAAAAUGUCCUAUAAUAAUAGUUUGUGGUCGUAACCAUGUAUAUAUAUUUUGUGGAUGUUUAUGUGUUAUAAAUAUUGUUUACUUUCACCACUAGUAUUGUGUAGUUAUAUUUAAGCAUUCUAUUGGCAAUAAUUUUAAAUAAACAAUGUACCAUCUUAUAUAAUUCUGAUGAUUUUUUCUUUCCUUCAUUUAUUAAAUUUAUCCUUUGUCAAAAUUCUAAAUACAAUGCAUUUUAAAAAACAGUAAUUUGAUUUAAUUAUGUUAUAUAGGAAUAUAAAUAAUUCAUUGCAUAGAAUAAGUAGCUUCAUAACAUAUAUUAUCAUCCGUGAUGUCUCAUGAGAUGACAAUAACAGUUGUUACAUACUCUGUGUAUAUUUGUAAAUUAUGUCAGUUUUAGUAUUUUGUAUUUGUAUGUCCUCUUUAAAUAAAAUUUUUAUUAAAACAAAAUAA